AUGUCUUACUCACAGGCAUCUCAGUCCCAAUUUUCCUUCUGCGCCGAUUCAGAUCUAGGUCUGAAUACCGACCUCCUUUAUUCAGAUGAUAUCUCUGAGCUCAUUGGCAGUCAGGCUUCAUUGACAUCCACGUCCCGAAUUUCAUUUCCGAUUGCGCCCCUCUCGCUUACGCGUGUUGGCCUCCCUCUUCAACAGUACUGGGUCCUCUAUUCCUCCGAGCCUGGUAGCGAGAUGGAUGGAUCUCGUAAGCGCUUUAUAACGUGGUGGCUAAAUACAGAGUCUGGAUCAGCGCCCGAAAUACAAGACUCGAUCCGUUGGGAUGGGAAAAAGACAUCAAGUGUCUGGGAUAAUUUCAAUCAGGUUGCACAUGAGAAGACUGGCAAGCCAAAGGUUAUGUGUACAUCAUGUCUCUGUACCCUUGUUCAUCCAAGCUAUCGCCGUGCUGGGUCAUCGCCAAUGAAUGCACAUAUUAAGGCAGGCACUUGUACUCGGAAGCCAGUUACCCAGAGGAUCGAUCAGCUACUCAAACAUAUGCCAACUAUCCCUAGAAACCAACCCUUCUCCCAGGAGCGUCUGGUGAAAGCGAUACUAGACUUCAUUUCUACAGCUCACCUACCCUUCCGAAUCGUUGAACACACCCAAUUCAAAGAUCUAGUAGAGAUUAUUCAACAAGCCCACAGCAAGAUCGAUAUACCAUCCGCGCGAAGCAUACGACGUUAUCUUGAUUCUGCAGUCAGAAGUGACCAGAAGGGGGUUCUGAAAAGGCUUCCAGAUGGGAGUCGCCUCUCACUAGCGCUUGAUUGCUGGACAUCGCCAUUUCAGCAAGCUUUCAUGGCCAUCACAGGUUACUUCCUUGAUCAGGACUAG
This is a messenger RNA of Penicillium odoratum, 867 nucleotides long. RefSeq lists its product as uncharacterized. The transcript has 2 exons. The record is from RefSeq and is a predicted model, not a curated record. The coding region runs from base 1 to 867 and encodes 288 amino acids. Lineage: Eukaryota; Fungi; Ascomycota; Eurotiomycetes; Eurotiales; Aspergillaceae.